Candida dubliniensis CD36 is the source of this 2556-nucleotide messenger RNA. RefSeq names its product transcription factor (gene MBP1). Gene Ontology annotation, molecular function: DNA binding; transcription regulator activity; protein binding. Gene Ontology annotation, cellular component: MBF transcription complex; SBF transcription complex. NCBI's taxonomy places the organism in Eukaryota, Fungi, Ascomycota, Pichiomycetes, Serinales, Debaryomycetaceae. The transcript has a single exon. The coding region runs from base 1 to 2556 and encodes 851 amino acids. The record is from RefSeq and is a predicted model, not a curated record.
AUGUCUGACACUCAAAUUUAUUCAGCAACAUAUUCAAAUGUCCCCGUGUUUGAGUUUGUUACUCUGGAAGGGCCAAUAAUGAGACGCAAGAAGGACUCUUGGAUAAAUGCCACACAUAUUUUGAAGAUUGCCAAGUUUCCAAAGGCUAAACGGACGAGGAUUUUAGAAAAGGAUGUUCAAACAGGGAUUCAUGAAAAGGUUCAAGGUGGGUACGGAAAGUAUCAGGGGACUUAUGUUCCGCUUGAUUUAGGAGCAGCAAUUGCCAAAAACUUUGGUGUUUAUGACGUUCUAAAACCCAUUUUCGAGUUUCAAUAUAUUGAAGGACAGACUGAAGUACCUCCACCUGCUCCAAAACAUAAUCAUGCAUCUGCUUUGAAUGUAGCCAAGCGACAAGCACUGUUGUUGAAAAAGCAAAAGGAAAAGCAAGUGCAAUCAACUUUGUCUGAUACUAGUUUUGGCAGCGUAUCUGUGCCACCUUCCACGGUGCCCAAAAAACGAGGUAGACCAAAACGUGCCACAUUAAGUGCAACACCAUCCUUGCAGCAUUCAGACACAACUCCUAUAAAUAAAAGUCUAAUUGACUUUAAUUCAAAUGAUAACAGUGCCAAGAACUCAUUUAUAAACGGGAUACCUUCACUUACGAGAAACGAUACAGAACAAGAUGCAUUACAGAUAAUGACCAACAAUAUGAAUCUUCGACAGGAGGAUUUGGCUUCUGUAGAAACGGACGAUGACGAAGAGUAUCACAAUGGUAGUAGAGGCGAUGGUUUCCAAAACAGUUCUUUUACAACAAAAAGGAGAAAGUAUCCUGGCGGAAUAACUAAUGGAAAUGGAUUAGAGUCACAGGCAGAUCUCUUGACAUCAAAGGAAUUAUUUGGAGUUUCAAGAACAUCUUUUGAAAAACGGGCCAAUCAGCAACACAACCAAUAUCUGCCGUUGCAACCGUAUCAUCAACCAAGUAUAUCUUUAUCCCAGGAAAAUCAGAUAUAUUCAGAUUAUUUUCAGAGCCUAUUGACAUAUUUUCUUGAUGACAAUAAUAAAAUACGAUCUCUGAUACCAGAUUCAUUACUCAGUCCUCCACUACCUUUAUCUAAAAUCCAUAUAAAUCAAGCAAUUGACAAUGAUGGGAAUACGAUUUUCCACUGGGCAUGUUCUAUGGGGAAUUUGAACAUGGUUGAGUUUUUGUUAAAAACAUUUACCCAUUCCUUAAAUCCAGAUGUAAGAAAUAAUAAUGGCGAGACACCAUUAAUGUUUAUGGUCAAAUUCAACAAUUCUUUCCAAUUGCAGAACUUCCCACUAAUUCUAGAGUUAUUGAAAGAAUCAAUAUUCUUGGUGGAUUCUAAUAACAAAACCGUUUUGCAUCAUAUAGUGGACACAGAUAGCAAGCACAAGCGGGAAAAAUUUGCUCAGUAUUAUAUAGAAUCAUUAUUGGAAAAGACUGUUGAUGAGCAUCACGAACAGGGAGAGUCCAAUGGACACCAAGUGGAAGAUUACUCAUCACGAGAGGAGCUUAUCACAAAGUUUAUCAAUCACCAAGAUUCAGAUGGUAACACUGCAUUUCAUAUUGCUGCCCACAACUUGAACAAAAAGUGUAUUAAAAUAUUUAUCAAUUACCACCGAUUUAUUAAUUUUGGUUUAAGAAACUUGGUAUCUUGUACUGUUGAAGACUAUUUGGCAUCGCAUAAUUACGUACUCAGAUUGGAUCCUGUGGAACAUGAUCAAAAUAACAUUUUAGAUAACAAUAGUGAUGUUGAUGAAGACAUUAUGGAGGAUUACACAAACGAAAAUCAAUCAUUUGAGACACAACUUCAUAAUUCCAAAAUGGCUAUCAAUUUGCAAAAUACCACUGCCAACAUCCUUACAGAAAAAAUGACGCAAUUGGCUUAUGCCAUUGAUUCUGAGUUGAGCGAAAAAGACGAAGCCAUAUUAACGUAUUUCAAAGUGUUAAGCCAAAUUAAUCAAAUCAAACUUGAAUCACAAAGAAAGAUAUUGUCGUUUUUUAAAUUAGAUCAUUUGAUUGAAGAGUUGGAACAAGAUAGAGAUAAUAGUCAGCAAUCAACAGAUGAUGAUCCUGCUUCACGCCAUAAUAAUGAUUUAUAUCUUGAUUUUAAACGUGAUCAUAUUCUCCAAGAAGAAAUAUAUCGAUUAAUGAAUGACUUAACAUAUCAGGAAUUGCAUCAACGGGAUGAAUUAGAUAAAGUUGAACAUAGUUAUCGAAUGACAAAGGAAAGGUUACAUGAAAAAGUGUUGGAUGCUGCAUCUUUUGCAAUUGAGCAGAACCACCAACAAAGCAAUGUGCAUGAACAAUUAGAGCUAGCCAAAGAACUACAAGAGGAAAUAAUCAAAAGGAAGAAACUUAUGGAUGAGAUUUUCAAACUAACCAAAAACGUCCCCUUGCCGGAAAAUCCAAAUUCCAAAACCAUCAUUAAUAGACAUUCAACAACUGAUAAAUUAUAUAAAUAUUGCAAAUUAAUUUCACUAAGCUGUGGAAUUCCCAUGGAUGAAAUUGAAACUUCGAUUGAUGCUGUGGAAGAAUCAUUAGUCAAAAAUAAAUGA